Messenger RNA from Triplophysa dalaica, 6180 nucleotides. RefSeq names its product Cbl proto-oncogene, E3 ubiquitin protein ligase (gene cbl). NCBI's taxonomy places the organism in Eukaryota, Metazoa, Chordata, Actinopteri, Cypriniformes, Nemacheilidae. The transcript has 16 exons. Gene Ontology annotation, biological process: cell surface receptor signaling pathway; negative regulation of epidermal growth factor-activated receptor activity. The record is from RefSeq and is a predicted model, not a curated record. Gene Ontology annotation, cellular component: membrane raft; plasma membrane. Bases 605 to 3316 code for a protein of 903 amino acids. Gene Ontology annotation, molecular function: ubiquitin protein ligase activity; receptor tyrosine kinase binding; calcium ion binding.
GGGGGUGACGGAAGGCGGUGUUUAUUUCCCUAAUACAUUUAUUUAUCUUAUUUCCCCCUGCCGCCCGAUAUAAGAUAUAUAUUCAUGUGGAGAAAGCCGAUGUGCGCUUGGGUUUAUAAGCGUGGGCGAUCGUUUUUCUUUUUUUUUACUUAGACUUUGUUCGCAGGGGCUCUUUUCUCGCUAUCCCUGAACUUCCCGUUGCAAGAAGCGCAUAGAAAGAGAGAAGAGAAGAGAGAGAGAGAGAGAGCUGCAGGAAAAGGGAACAUCACGCACGGGGUGUCGUUGUGAAAGCAGUCGUUCCUCUGCGUCCAUACACUCCUCGCCGUAAAACGUAUGUUUUGACGCUUUAUUAACAGCCGGAUCCGUCGCGUUAUUCGCCUUUAAGUGUAACGCAGUCUACAGCGGUGGUUUCAAGCACGGGGGAUUUAAUGGGAGUCUUGCAUCGAUAAAGCUCUUUUCCCCCCCUUGACGGACCCUCGCUCGAACCGAACCGGACUCGGGCGCUGUCCUCACCGGGGGGUGUGCGAUCAAACUUAACGUACAUUUUUUUUUACUACGAAAAGCAAAGGCAGGUCGCUCUGGCCGUCUUUUGUGGAGUCCGAACAUGGCAGGAAAUCUGAAGAAAGGUGGGGGGCUUAUAGGCAUGAUGAAGGACGCUUUUCAGCCUCACCAUCACCUCCAUCACACCCAUCACCAGCCCGGGGCCGUGGACAAAAAGACGGUGGAGAAAUGCUGGAAAUUCAUGGACAAGGUUGUGCGAUUAUGCCAGAACCCCAAACUGGCCCUGAAGAACAGUCCACCGUACAUCCUGGACCUACUGCCGGACACGUACCAGCAUCUCCGCACCAUCCUGUCACGCUACGAAGGCAAGAUGGAAACACUAGGUGACAAUGAGUACUUCCGUGUUUUCAUGGAGAAUCUGACCAAGAAGACCAAGCAGACCAUAAGUCUUUUCAAGGAUGGCAAAGAGAGAAUGUUCGAGGAGAAUUCUCAGCCCAGACGGAACCUGACGAAAUUGUCGCUGAUAUUCAGUCACAUGCUAGCUGAGCUCAAAGCUAUCUUUCCCAAUGGGCUGUUUCAAGGUGAUAACUUCAGAAUCACUAAAGCAGACGCUGCAGAGUUUUGGAGAAGAUCGUUCGGGGACAAGACCAUCGUGCCAUGGAAGGUGUUCCGGCAAGCCCUGCAUGAAUUCCACCCAAUCAGCUCAGGCCUGGAGGCCAUGGCUCUCAAAUCCACCAUUGACCUUACCUGCAACGACUACAUCUCUGUCUUCGAGUUCGACAUCUUCACCAGGCUUUUCCAGCCAUGGUCAUCACUGCUGAGAAACUGGAACAGCCUGGCAGUGACUCAUCCGGGGUACAUGGCCUUUCUCACCUACGAUGAAGUCAAAGCCCGUCUGCAAAAAUUCAUUCACAAACCCGGCAGCUAUAUCUUCAGGCUGAGCUGUACACGCCUCGGCCAGUGGGCUAUCGGUUAUGUCACGGCUGAUGGGAACAUUUUGCAGACCAUUCCCCACAACAAGCCACUCUUUCAGGCUCUCAUUGAUGGGUUUCGGGAAGGAUUUUAUCUUUUCCCAGACGGCCGCACUCAGAACCCAGACCUCACAGGGCUUUGUGAGCCUUCUCCUCAAGACCAUAUCAAAGUCACACAGGAGCAAUAUGAGCUCUACUGCGAGAUGGGCUCCACCUUCCAGCUGUGCAAGAUCUGUGCUGAGAACGAUAAGGAUGUUAAGAUCGAGCCGUGCGGCCAUCUCAUGUGCACUUCCUGUCUCACAGCCUGGCAGGAGUCUGAAGGCCAGGGCUGCCCCUUUUGUCGCUGUGAAAUCAAAGGCACUGAGCCUAUCGUCGUUGAUCCCUUUGACCCCAAGGACCCAAAUAGUGUAAUGUCUUAUGGAUGCUGCAAGGGCUCAUUUGGUGCCGAGGGAGCCCUUUCGCCUAGCUACGACGAUGAUGACGACGACCGAUUGGAGGACUCCCCGUUCAUGAUUAGCAAGUUGGUCGGUGCUAAAGUGGAGAGACCGCCCUCGCCGAUGUCUGUCGCCCCUCAGUCCACCGUUCCUCCAGUACCUCCCCGACUGGAUCUCCAUCCUUUGAGACCCACCAACCCUCCCGGAGCUUCGAGUCCAGGGGCCACGUCUAAGGCCCCCUCUCUUCACAAAGACAAGCCCUUACCCCUCCCUCCAGCUCUAAGGGAUCUUCCACCUCCUCCUCCCCCAGACCGGCCACCCCCAACCGGCUCUGACAGCCGACUCCCGAGACGGCCUCUACCCAAUACGCCCGGCGAACCUCUUCGGGACAAACUUCCCCCUGCACCACCCAACCGCAACCUGCCAGACUGGAACUCUCGACCUGUACCCAAAGCACCAUCCCAGCCACCGGUGACCGGAGAUUCCCGCAUAUCUCGAGAACUCUCUAAUCGACAUUCUCUGCCCCUGCAACUGCCCUCCGCGCUUGAUGCCAGAGCAGAAGCCCCAAGAAACAACGGCCCUCCAAACCUCGACCAUCAACUGAGUGUUGGAUCAUCCGUUGCUGGUUCUGACUAUGACACCCCCAAAGUGAAGCCGUCUGCAUCGGCGAACGCCAUCUAUUCCCUGGCAGUCAGGCCCAUGAAAGGAGCGAAGCUGCAGACUGGCGUGGAGGACGCCUGCGAGAACGAUGAAGAGUCCGAGUACAUGUCUCCAUCAUCUCUGCCACUGUUGCCCUCUGCUGCCGGGGAACUUGUGCCCAGACCUCCACCACCUUCUUCAAGGAACUUACUCAAUGAUAUAGACUCGGAGAGUCAACAGACAUAUGAAGCCAUGUACAACAUCCAAGCCCAGGCUGCGACCGCCUCCAGCUCAGAUUACUCCGACUUGCCUCCAUUGACCUGCUCCAACGGGCCAGGGGAUCCAAUCGGCACAUGCAGCGAGGAAGAAGAGGAAAAUAGCUAUGACUACCCCAAGCCCCCUUUACCUGUCGCCCCAGCUCGACGCACCCUGUCCGAUACCAACCCCACGACAUCUGCUUUCAGCCGCAUCUCUAUAGACAAUGAACUCGGAGCCGCAGCGAGCACGGACCUCUCCGAAGCCCCCGAGCGGCCUCCGAAGCCUCUUCCCCGUCGCAUCAACUCAGAACGCAGGUCCAGUCCUGUCCCCCCUGGAGCGAGUCCAGGACCCAGCCAGCAGGUCUCCAGCGAGAUCGAGCAUCUCUUGAGCCAGGGCUACUCCCAGCAGGACAUCCAAAAAGCCCUUAUGAUUGCACAGAACAAUAUCGAGAUGGCCAAGAACAUACUGAGGGAGUUUGUGUCCAUCCCCUCCGCGGCACAUAUCUUAACAUAACAAACCACUACUUCUAGUGACGGCGAGAGUCCUUUUUUACGUGGCGCUUUUUGAAUUCCCGGUCCUCCUUGGUGUGUGUGGAGGGGCGCGACUCCUGGCGAGGGGCGCGACUGUUUUGUCAGCCUGAAUCUUCACCAGUCUCGGUGCGUCUUGAGGCAUCGCAUGUCCCCUGAGGCUUUCCGUGAAACAAGGAGAAAAAUACAAAGAAAAAAGACAAGAACAUGUAUGCGUUUCUAUAAUGAUUUAAUAUAUAAAUCAGAAUAUUGAGUAUAGUUAAUAUAUACACAUGUAUGUUGGACAGGUUCAGGGUGUGAAGUAUUAGGCCUCGGAGUUGGGCUAGCUAAAGGGAGUUCAGAUAAACACAGCGGACUGCAGCUGAGCAUUUUCUGGUGUGAAAAAAUGGCCUUUACUUGUGUCGCUUCGGUACAUUUAUUUGACUGUGUAAAUUUUUUUUUGUGAAGUAGCAUGGCGUAUGUGUCGCAGUUGUUCCCCAGCUAAGGUGCUGUGUUGGGAUAUCGCUCAGCCCGAAGCGACCCAUUCUCCGAUUUCACCGUGACCUCCAGGGUACUGUAGGUACAGGGCUGUGGGAUUUCGGCGCGUGGUGACGGCUGGCAUCGGAAAUGGGCUCUCCGUCAGCCUCGUUGCGUUUGUGUAGCAUUACUGUAACUGUACUGUACCAUGAAUUUCAAUUCUAAAAUUAGACACAGGAAUCGAGGACAGCCAAUCCUUUACGUUUCCCGCAAGGUAGAACAAGCUGAUGAAGGGUACACUCCUCUUGUAAGACAAAUUUGAUAUUUUAAAAGCAGGGUCCCAACACCUCACAUUGCCCACGCCCUGUUUGAAAGCAAACAGCAGGGGACGUGUAACGUUUUUUUCGAAUCUUCUGAAUGUGUCAUUAAUGUGGUGAUCUCUGGCAGACUUUUGUGAAGUUGUGUGUUUACUAAAGAUUUCUAACAGAUUUAAAGGUAAUGUAGAGAAGGCUGGGUGAGGGGUGAGUUGGCCUAUUUAAAAAAAACAAGUAUUCGCUUCUAAGGUCCACGGCCUGGCCAAGUUUCUGUAUUUGGUAGGGAUUGAAAUCGCUCGAUUGGUGGGGAGGAUCUGACUCGUGUAUGAAGCUGUUCAUCUUUAAAACCCUGUCAUUCGAUCACCUUAAUAUAUUGUUGUUAUUAAUGUUAUUAUUAUUAUUUGUUUGAUUUAUUGUUAUUAAUACAGAAGUGCUUUACUGCUGCUAUUAUUGUUAGUGCUAUACAAUUAAGCCUUAAAUGUACAUUUGUGAAUACUGUGUUUAACCCAUUUUAAAGUGACAGUAUCUGUUCUGUGCGAUUCCGUCAUGUAGCAUACUUGAAAUCAGAAGCAUAUUGCGCAGGUGUGAGCCCGGUUUGUGUGUGGUAUAAUUGUGUGUAUGUGUGCGCGCAUGUGUGGCUUAAAACGCUUUCAUCCAGGUACUAUGUUGUGUUUUGCUCAUAUGUUUUUAUUUUACCGAUGUAAAAUUCAUCGUGGGGCUCAUCACAGGAGGCCUUAUGUGUCUGUUCUUUCCUUGUCCUGUGAGGCUUCUAUUAACCGUGUCACAGAUCGGAUCGUUCAGCGGCAGCCCUGUUAAAGCCAUGAUCGCAGUGCCCCUGGUCCGCCUGCUGUUUGGGAGAAGAAGAGACCUGUGUUCGGUCCUUCCCAAUCUCCCCUUGUACUCAGGAAUAUCGUACAUUUAAACAGAAUCUAUAUUAGUCCAUACCAGUGAGUGAUUUAAGGACCUUGAAAGCAGUGCAAGACUCUCAUAUUCAGGGUGAAAUAAUGCUAGACUACUUUUUAAAGUCGCUCUUAAUUAUAUCAGAGGAAUAUUUCUCAAAACAUCCUUUAACUUCUUUUAAGGAGGAAUUGUUUGCUUACAGCACCGGCACACUAGUAAUCCAUUAUUGAAUCCCUGCUGUGCUAUGAAAUGUUUGGGGGUUCUAGGACUUAAGAACUUGUGAUUGAUGUCGCCAACAUCACAACACAAAUAUUCAGAGUCCCUAAAACCCACUAGAGUUAAACUGGGAGUUGCAUUGGGAUUGCAGGUACUUCUUCAUCUCAAUGUUGUUGGUACACAUUUAACCUUGAGAGUUGAAUCUGCCAGUUUUCUAGCAGUUUCUAGUUUAUUUUCAGCUCUAGACUGUCACUGUGUGUAUGGUGGUUUCCGAAGUGUCUGUAGGCUUUGAAGCAUAACUGGUAUGGUUUAAUACUGAUGUUUUAUGGCACCAAAUGAAGUUUUCACGAGAAGGUGAAAGUUAGUUUUCUAACCUUUUUUUUAUUCGUUUCAUUUUUAAUUACUGUACUACUAUAUCUUGAUAUUGAUGUAAGCCUAACGGACGUGUGUUUGUAUGUUAAAAUGUGUACAAUAUUUCGCACAAUGUACAAUUUGUGCUGCGAUACUGUCACUUUAAAAUCACGUGUGUAAAGUUACUUAUAUAUAGAAUACGUGGAAAUGUCAAUUUCAUUUUGCAUUUCUGUACAUGUCAGAAGUUUAUUUUUGUUUACUGAUGUGAAUAUUACUGUGAGCAGUGCCAUAUGUUUAGAUAUGUCCGUCAUUUUUGUUCUGCUACCCUGAAAAAGGCCUUGUUAGUUUAAAGAUUGAAUGAUAUCCAAGUGAAAGUUCCCUCACAAAUGACGAUGUCGCUUCUCUGGCCUGGUCGGUGAUGUGUCCGUUUACGGAAAUGUCUCAAGUUAGACCACAAGAGGGAGGCUUCUCCUUAUUUUGCCAUAACAUACCGGAGUAUGUCAGUUUCUUUUGUGCUAAUUCUCAUAUCAUUUUGGAAGUAUGCACAGCGCUAUACUGUUACUAUUAAAUGAAUAGAAAAAAACCUCAAUGUCUUCAUUGUCAAUGAAAAGUG